This is a messenger RNA of Epinephelus fuscoguttatus (brown-marbled grouper), 9635 nucleotides long. RefSeq names its product death-associated protein kinase 1 (gene dapk1). Gene Ontology annotation, biological process: positive regulation of apoptotic process; intracellular signal transduction; protein phosphorylation. Bases 254 to 4642 code for a protein of 1462 amino acids. The transcript has 26 exons. NCBI's taxonomy places the organism in Eukaryota, Metazoa, Chordata, Actinopteri, Perciformes, Serranidae. The record is from RefSeq and is a predicted model, not a curated record. Gene Ontology annotation, cellular component: nucleus; cytoplasm. Gene Ontology annotation, molecular function: ATP binding; protein binding; protein serine/threonine kinase activity.
ACCAGGACCAGACUGCCUUACAUUGUUAACGUUGAUUUCUCCCGUUCAGCCAGCAUUUUUGUCUUCCGUGAGCCAAACCGGGACCACAGCCUCCCACAAAACACAUGAAAUCACGGCUACGUUUGGCAGCAGGACCCACACCGGCACACGGCUCUAACAUGAGGAGGACUGCUGGCUGUAACCCUGCCCACACCGGAGGCUGCUGCUGAGGAUGGUGCCGCUGUGAAGAGCCGCUGGACCCGUUUCGGAGGACAUGCCUGCGGUCGGGGGGAAAGGAAAGAAGUGCCUGGACAACAUGACUGUUUUCAACCAAGAAAAUGUUGAGGAUUAUUACGAGAUUGGAGACGAGCUGGGGAGCGGCCAGUUUGCCGUGGUCAGAAGAUGUCGGCACAGGAUCACGGGUGUGGAGUACGCUGCCAAAUCCAUCAAGAAACGGCGCAGCAAGUCGAGCCGACGGGGGGUGACGAGGGAUGACAUCGAGCGCGAGGUGAACAUCCUGAAGGAGAUCCAGCACCCCAACAUCAUCACGCUUCAUGAGGUCUUUGAAAACAAGGCGGAGGUCAUCCUGAUCCUGGAGCUCGUGGCCGGCGGUGAGCUCUUCGAUUUCCUGGCAGAGAAGGAGUCGCUGAGCGAGGAGGAGGCCACCCAGUUCCUCAAGCAGAUCCUGGACGGAGUCUUCUACCUGCACGCCAAACAAAUCGCUCACUUUGACCUCAAGCCGGAGAACAUCAUGCUGCUGAACCGCUCUGUGCCUCACCCGCGCAUCAAGCUCAUUGACUUCGGCCUGGCCCACAAGAUAGAUUUUGGCAAUGAUUUUAAAAACAUUUUUGGAACUCCAGAAUUUGUAGCUCCAGAGGUAGUCAACUAUGAACCUUUAGGCCUGGAGGCAGACAUGUGGAGUGUUGGUGUGAUAACCUACAUCCUUCUGAGUGGUGCAUCUCCUUUCCUGGGCGACAACAAGCAAGAGACUCUGGCCAACGUGUCGGCCGUCGACUACACAUUUGACGAGGAGUUCUUCAGCGGCACCAGCGUCCUGGCCAAAGACUUCAUUGCCCGGCUCCUUGUCAAAGACCCCAAAAAGAGAAUGACGAUUCAGGACAGCCUCCAGCACCCUUGGAUCAAGCCAAAAGACACUCAACAAGCACUGAGCAGAAAGGAGUCAGCUGUCAACAUGGAGAAGUUCAAGAAGUUUGCAGCUCGGAGAAAAUGGAAACAAUCUGUCCGGCUGAUCUCCUUAUGCAACCGGCUGUCCCGCUCCUUCCUGUCCAGAAGCAACAUAAGUGUGGCACGCAGUGAUGACACGCUGGACGAGGAAGACUCCUUUGUGAUGAAGGCCAUCAUCCACGCCAUAAACGACGACAACGUGCCCGGUCUGCAGCACCUGCUGGGCUCCUUGAACAGUUACGACGUCAACCAGCCGAACAAGCAUGGGACUCCUCCGCUCCUGAUUGCAGCCGGCUGUGGCAACAUUCAGAUCAUCGAGGUGCUGAUGAGGAAAGGUGCAGAGAUCCAGGCCCAUGACAAGAGUGGAGCCAACGCCAUCUACUACGCAGCGAGACACGGCCACGUCGAGACCCUGAAAUUCCUCCAUGAAAAGAAAUGCCCUCUGGAUGUUCAAGAUAAGUCUGGGGAAACUGCUCUUCAUGUGGCGGCUCGCUAUGGCAACGUGGAUGUGGUGAGCUACCUGUGCAGCAUCCGAGCCAACCCAGACCUGGCUGACAGGGAGCAGGAGACCCCGCUGCAUUGCGCUGCAUGGCAUGGAUACUCGCCAGUAGCCAGAGCGCUCUGCCAGGCUGGCUGCCACGUGGACGCAAAGAACCGUGAGGGGGAGAGUCCGCUGCUGACGGCAUCUGCUCGAGGCUUUGUGGACAUUGUGGAGUGCCUGGUGGAGCACAAGGCCGAUGUGGAGGCGACUGACAAGGACGGCCACACAGCCCUUCACCUGGCUGUGCGGAGGUGUCAGAUUGAAGUGGUCCGCUGCCUCCUCAGACACCACUGCCACCUGGACCAGCAGGAUCGCCAUGGCAACACACCGCUGCACAUUGCCUGUAAGGACGGAAACCUGCCCGUCGUCACAGCAAUGUGUAAUGCAAAGGCCAGCCUGGACCUCCCCAACAAGUAUGGCAGAACUCCCCUCCACCUGGCUGCCAACAACGGGAGCCUUGAGGUUGUCCGUCAUCUCUGUCUGGCUGGAGCUAACAUCGACGCUGUCACCAACGAUGGGAAGACAGCAGAGGAUUUGGCUCACGCUGAUCAACACGAACUCAUCGUUUCUUUGUUGGGAAAGCUUAAAAAGGACAACCACAAACUGAGCUACAUCCAGCAGCUGCGGCCCACCCAGACCGUCCAGCCUAGAAUCAAGCUGAAGCUGUUCGGACACCCCGGAGCCGGGAAGAGCACCCUGCUGGAGUCUCUGAAAUGUGGCAUCCUGCGCAGCUUCUUCAGGAGGAAGAGGACACGCAUGACCAACACAACCCGCCACCCCAACUCCCCCGUCAACUCCAAACCUGCUGUAUCAGUGAGCAUUUCCAACCUGUACCCAGGUUGUGAGAAUGUGAGCGUGCGGAGUCGCAGCAUGAUGUUUGAGCCCAGCCUGACCAAAGGCGUCCUGGAGGUCUUCUCCCCCGUCCACAACGCUCUGUCCGCAGCUGACGAACAAGCAACAAAGGCCAUCGACAUCCAGCACGGCAACAUCCACGGGGUCGGGGAGUUCAGCGUGUGGGAGUUUUCGGGGAACCCGGUCUAUUACUGCUCCUACGACUACUUUGCAGCCAAUGACGCCACCGCGAUCCACCUGGUCCUGUUCAGCCUGGAAGAGCCGUACGAGACCCAGCUGGGACACAUCACAUACUGGCUGAACAUGCUGAAAGCUCUCAACCUGCCACAGGACAACAUCGCUUUCGGGGGUCGGGUCCAGCAGCCUCUCAUGGUCGUCCUGGUAGCGACACACGCCGACCUCGCUGACAUCCCCAGAGCGUUCUCUGGAGAGUUCACCUACAGCAAGGAGAAAGCGCUGCUAAAGGAAGUCAGAAACAGGUUUGGGGUCGACCUGCAGAUCAGUGACAAAGUGUUUGUGAUGGACGCCGGAGCCUCAAACUCCAAAGACGUGAAGCUGCUGCGGAAUCACCUGCAGGAGCUUCGUGCCAACAUCAUCUCUAGGUGCAGUCCCAUGACGCUGCUGUCGGAGCGUUUGCUGGCCACCCUGCCGACCUGGAGGAAGCUGAGCGGACCAAACCAGCUGACGUCGUGGCAGCAGUUUGUCAGCGACGUCCAGGAGCACAUCAACCCUCUGGUCAGCCAGGAGCACCUCCGCACACUGGCCCUGCAGCUGCACAGCAUGGGGGAGAUCAACAUCAUGCAGAGUGAGACGGUGCAGGAUGUCGUUCUGCUGGAGCCCCGUUGGCUCUGCAGCAACAUCCUCGGCAAGCUGCUCUCAGUGGAGACGCCCAAGGCCAUCCACCACUACAGGGGGCGCUACAGGCUGGAGGAGGUGCAGGCUCUGGCUCCUGAGAGUGACGUGGACGAGCUGCUGCAGAUCCUGGACGCCAUGGACGUCUGCGCCCGUGACACCACCAACCCUUCCAUGGUGGAUGUUCCCGCCCUCAUCAAGACGAAUGGCCUCCACCGCUCCUGGACCGAAGAAGAGGAGGAGGAGUCACUCCUGUACGGCGGAGUAAGACUCGUCCCUGCGGAGCACCUGACCCCCUUCCCCUGUGGCCUGUUUCAUAAACUGCAGGUGAACCUGUGUCGCUGGAGUCACCAGCAGAAGCCUGAGGAGGAGGGCGGCGAGGAUUUCGAUGGAGAUAUCCACCUGUGGACCAACGGAGCCAAGGUGAGCCAGGGAGCAGUGGAGGCCAUGAUCCUGCUGGUCAACCACGGCCAGGGGUUGGAGAUUCAGGUGCGUGGGCACGACUCAGAGCGGGCCAAGUGUUAUACCCUGUUGGAUACCAUCUGUAGUAUAACAGAGAACCUGCUGGCCUCCACGCUCCCCGGACUACUCACUGCCAAAUACUACCUGAGUCCUCAGCAGCUGCGGGAGCACCACGCCCCCAUCAUGAUCUACCAACCCAAAGAUUUCUUCCGCGCUCAAGUCCAGCGGGAGACCUCGCUCACUAACACCAUGGGCGGCUACCGGGAGAGCUUCAGCAGCAUCCUGUCUUUCGGCUGCGCUGAAGUUUACCAGCAGGGGACUCUGGGAACGGACAUUCACAUAUCAGAAGUCCCCCUUUUGGCUCGCAGGAAACUCUGCCGCAUGUUGGACCCUCCUGACGCUCUGGGGAAAGACUGGUGCCUGCUGGCCAUGAACCUCGGCCUCACAGACUUGGUGGCCAAACACAGCAACGGGACUCCAAACGGCACCCCUGAGCUGGACUCAGCCCCGGACUCCCAGCAGGCCAUGCUGCAGCCCAGCCCGACAGCAGCGCUGCUGCAAGAAUGGAGCGGGCGAGCGGACAGCACGGUGGGCAUUCUGAUGGCCAAACUGAGGGAGCUCGGUCGCCGAGAUGCCGCCGACUUCCUACUCAAAGCUUCUCCUGUUUUCAGGGUCAACAUGGAAGCAGUGGUGGGGGCCGCCAAUGGCUACCCGCCCACCUGCAACGGCGGCACAUCGUACAACUCCAUCAGCUCCGUCAUAUCCCGCUGAACUGAACGGGGUUGGCUCUAUGUCCUCGCCAAACAUCACGUAGUCUGAUGUGACAUUUCCCCCGAAACAGGACUCGUGUGUGAAUGAACAUGAAGUGCAAUCGUUCAGCUGCUCGUCCCUUAAUCACCCCAUUAAGUUGGCGUAUGAACCAGUGCUUGUGCUCUCCACACCUGUACAGCUGACCUUCCCUUCCACCAUGAAUGUUGUGAAAGAGCUGAUUGUCCUGAGCUCCAAAGAGGAAUCCUGUGCUUUUAUUUUGUUCUUAAUCUUGUUGUGCUGCUUUUUAAUAUCCCUCCAACUCGCCUGCACACUUACUCAUCUUACAGCUUAAAGACAGAAAUUUUUAAAAACUAUCAACUCUACAUGAAGAAAUGGACGCAAUUAAAAAUGGCUGCCUCAUGUUUGGACCUCUUUCAGUGUAGGAGGCUGCCAUCUCUACUCCCUCCAUCCACCACAGUUACACGUAAUACUAUCUCCCUUCAUGCCUCUGUUUUACUGAUGUGACAUUUGGGCCGCUCAAGCUUAGCGUUUAAUAAAUUAACAGCAUUUUUCAGAGUGCCUUUGUGGCCUUCUACCUCCCUAAAGAGCACAAAUAGUCUUGUUAUUCUUAAAAAAAACAGUAGUUCUUUCCAAACAUUUGAAGAACUGUGCCUUGUUGACACUAAUAGUAAAAUUAAUUUCAAUCAAGUCUAUAGUCUGAAAAUGGAAAAGGCAGGAAAGGGUUAACGAAGAAAGAAAAACAAAAGCUCAGCUCACGUUACAAAUAUUUUAACUGGCUACAAAACAAACAGAAAGCUGAAAUCAGAGAUCAGACUUCUGCUGUUUUCUGUUCAGUGUUUGGGAGGUAAAACACCUCACUGGAGUCAGCAUGGAGUCGGUGUGAUGCUCCGUGGGAAACAAUGCAAUUUAUGUUUAAUUGGUGCAUUUGUGGGUUCAUACAUACAGAUGAUCUUGUUGACUUAUUAUUUAUUCAUUAAUCCAACAACAGAAAUCUUUCGUUGAUUAAUUUUUGGUGACACUUUAUUGUACAGGUCUCAUAAGUUCCUAAGAAGCUCCUGAAAAGAACACUGUGAUGUGGUAUGAACUAUAAUGAGACAGCACAAUAAGACAGUUACUUGUGUGCUGUUGAAAUUUCCUUUAAAGACCUGCUAAAAUGUUAACGACCAAAAAAGAGAUCAAAAGAUAACGAGAACUUCACUUAAUUAUGAAGCUACACUGUGACUAAAAGGAUCUUUGGGUUACACUACAAGGUACGUCAUGUUUGUAAUUAAAGCUGCACUAUUCAAUAUUUUUUUGUGGACAUCCAAAGCCCUAUUACCAUACAAGAGAUAGCUGGAAAAGAAAACCAGCAAACAUUCACAUUUUGGAAGCUAGUAGCGGUGAAAAUGAAAAUUACUUGAAAGUCCCCCUUCACUAAAAUACUGAUGUCUGUGGACUCCAUAAAAUCUAAGAUUCAAAUAUACGCCGGUCAAGCUUGAUUAGGUACGUCACCAAUACAAAAGUCAAACCAUGUCAAUACGGGAAACGCAAAUCAACCAGGGAACACACUUCAACAUGACACCAGCAAAGUCACCUGAAACCUCCACUGGAGAGCAGACCUGACAGAGAGCAGAGUUAGCAUUAGCAAAGUGAAAGUUUUACAGCAAACACGGAGAGUGUGCAGUUUUGGGAUGUCCAGACCCUGAACCUUCCAUUCACCAUCUACCAAAAACCACAUCAUAGCAGAUAUCGUAUGUUUCACAGCCAUUAACGCUGCCCUCGUCACGGCCAGUUAGCCUACAAGCUAACAAACAACAUAGAUAAAAGAUGCUAACCACACUCACCAUUCUGAUACGUCUGCUGGUCGCAGAUGUUGGUGUACAGUAGACUCAUCUGAGUCUAGCUCUGGCUGAGGCUCAAAUAUGUAUUGCUGUAGCUCGUCGAUGUUUCCUCUAAUGCUAAUGCUAGCCAUCUUGACCAGGAUGAGAAACUGCACAAGGCUUUGAAAUCAAUUUUCAUAGUGGUCAAAUAGUGGAAUUACGUCCGUCAUGUGGUGCAGUUGGGCCCAAAAAUAUUUUUUCCCAUAGCCUUGCACAGCAAAAGAGACGCCUGUGAACCAGUGGGUGUCACAAACCCAACGAAAUUACUGGUUUUACCAUCAGAAUUUGGUCCGAUAACAUUUGGAAAGUCUCAAAAUUGUUUUUUCUAAUUCCACUUGGCAGAGCGCUAAACCAGAAGCUGGCUAGGAUGGCAGAAGUCUCUAGUGUGCGUGCUCUGUGGGCCACGCAGUACUGAUCAGCUGAGUUAUUUUUCACGGCAGUUGAACCUUUUUUGGCUUCAUGCGCCACCCAUAGAUGCAUGAUAAUGACGGGAUACUGAAUGCCAAGAUGGCGCCUGUUCAGUUCAAUAGAGUCACUUGCCUGGCACGUAUGCCAAAAAAUUUCUAGCUUCUAGGUUUACUUCCAUGAUAUGCGGCCACUGAAUAUGCACACUAGUGUUUCUCCCGCUGGCCCUACCUGUGAGUUCCCCUUUUGCUCAUAGACUUCACAUUGUGAUGACGCCAAAGAUUUUCGUUUUUCUCGGCUCGAGGAAAGUUUUACAAAUUUAAAACCUUUAUGGAUUAAUUUUCUUUCUUUUUUUUUUAAGAUAAUUUUUUGGGCUUUUUGCCUUUUAAUGUACAGGACAGAGAGUGAAAUGGGGAGACAGAGAGAGUGGGGGGGGUGACAUGCAGCAAGGGGGUCACAAGCUGGAGUCGAGUCUCUAUACAUGGGCUGCUGGCACUAUCCACUACGCUACCAGCGCCCCAUGCAUUAAAUUUUCAUCAUAGACAGAGUCAUAAUUGACCUUGUUUGCAGUGUGAGGUGUCCUGUCAACAGUUUAACAGAUGUCUCUUUUAUAAUGGUGGCCUAUGGGGAAAAUGCUUUUUGGGCGGCAGUGGAUUUUUUUUUUUUUGCUGCAAUACCACUGGGGAAAAAUUGGGAGCAAGGCUGGGUGGCGUUCCUGAGGGCCUGGCGCCACUGAGUAACUCUCAUAGGAACGAAAGGGGCCACGCCUCCCACGCUGUAUCCACUACUCUUUAUACAUCCACGUUCUUGAUGUGCACUGGUGGGCGAUCAACCGACUAUCAAAAUAAUUUUCAGUGGACUGAUUAUUCGACUAAUUGUGCAGCUAUAAUACUAAUCUUUGUACAGUAUACUGUGCUUUGCAGCUGGUCUACAAGAAAUCAAUGCACAUUGCCAUUUUUAUACUAACAGGAAAUCAGAAAAUGCAGCGUCAGACAUGAAUUAAAGUUUGUUUUUCCUUUAAUUGUCACCAAAUAAAGAGACUGUCCUUUCCAGGAGUUUUCAAGAGUUUACAGUUAAUAUCAGUUCUUUUCUUGGAAUUUUGAGCGAACUAUGAGACCUGUAAAAUAAAGUGUAACUAUAAAUGUUUUCACUUAAAAAUCUAUUUACUCAUUUUCAAUUCACCCAAAGGGACCUUGAGCCAUUUUAACAGAAACGUUUUUUCCCAAAGUUCAGUGUCUUAUUGAAGGAUGUUGAUCCUUCCAGCACCAAAAUUGUAUAAGGGUCACACAAAACUAAAAGACGUUUAAAAUCCUCCUGGCAGACAGGGUGGGGCCGUGCACUGAUGCUGCUCAGCUUCCUUUACUUUGAAAAGAAAGUGCCACCAAAAUGAUUAAAAAAUGACGUCAUUUUUAAGAUUUUCUACUGAGCUAAGAUGUAAUUUAAUAUAUCCAGUAAACACACCUGACACUGCAGCUUUUUAACGCUUCUUCAACAGGUUUUCUGCAUUAGUGACGUCGACAGUCACGUUACCGUCCACAGUGUCAGAUUUGUACACAGCGGCAUCGACGCCGCUUCUCUGGAGCUAAAUUUGAGCUUCUCUCAGUAUCGCUGUCAGUGUUGGUCGGCCAUGCGUGGCUUCACAUCUUCUUUCACUUUGUCUUUUUAUAUCAUGAAGCCACAGCCCGGCUCUGUCAGCAGAAGCAAAGGAAAAGGUGGCAUGAAGUUAGUAGUGUUAGCUGAGAAAGGGCCGGACAUGUCCUUUUGUGUGAGCUGGUGUUUUAUAAUAUUUGUGACCAGAGAAAAUGCUCUUUAAAGUUAAGACUUUGUGGAUCUUUUCCAGGAUGUGGUGUCUCAGUUUGAUUGAAGAUGAGCUAAUGUGCCAGAGUGCAGUAUUUCUUGUGCGCUUUACUUCCCCAGUGUUAACAUCUGUUCACAGAGAUAAACCUUUGAGGACUGUUUCAAAUACUUGCUUCACUAUUUUUGUCUCGGCCUGAACUUGCCAAUCCUCUCAGCAAAACUUCCAGCUGUGAUGUAAAUACUGGAGGCCUGUUUCCUCGACUUCAUCCUCACGUCUUUUCAUUUGUUAGGCCCAAAUAUGUCGAUUUCAAUUUCAACAAGGCAAAAUGAAUGUACUACACAUCUCUCCUAAGAACAGAAAAACAAAGAUAUGGUGAUAAAACUCAAAACAUGAUGAAAUGAAAUGAAACGUCCCAAACUGGUUGGAAACAUGAUUUUAUUUUUCUGUUUUAUUGAAGCUUUUGUUGCCAAUGUCGUGUGCCUCCAACACACUCGUUCAUUCCUCUUAUUAUUGCCUUGUACAGUAUACAAGCUGAGAAGUGAUGUUUCAGAAAGGGAAGUGAAUAUUAUGUUUUUGUAAAAGCUGGAGUCACUAUAAUAUUAUUAUUAUUAUUAUUAUUAUUAUUAUUAUCAACUCUGUCUCCGUCUGGUGUCUUUUUUUUCUCCAGAUGGCUUUGACAGAAACAAGUGGAUUUCAAAAAGUGUCCUGAAAAGAAAACAAAAAACAUAUUUCUGUACGAUUCUGUUCGAAGUGGAAAGACGAACUCAAUAUUCCCCCGCGGAGGCUCCGGUCUAAUCGCUACAUUGCACACAUUGUCUUUUUGUCGCUAUUUAUGUUACAUUCUUUUAGCAUGUCUUGGAAUGCCAUGUUCUUAAUACUUCUGACACUUUAUAGUGUAAUACAUUUUAUAAUAAAUUCUUUACCUAAUGUC